UUACAGAGCAAAUAUUCGACCCUGAGAUAUAAAAGCAACGUUUCAAAGAAAUUUCUUUUUUUUUCACAAAUUUAAUGAUUAAUGUGUCAUAAAUGACCGUAGAUCUUUCUAAUUGAUUAUCUUAUAACAUAUUCCAUACCUUUAACCAUCUGAUGUUUGAUUAUGCUUGAAAUCUUGGAUUUUAUAACUAAUCAGUAAAUGUUCUGUACCUGUCAGAUACAACUGUGACUGUGUAUAUAUGUUGGCUUAGAGUUAGACAUAGACACAUUUGCAGUGAUGGUAUUUGCCUAAAUUUUCUCUAUACUGAUAGAAAUUCUUGAAUUGAGUCAUACAUAACUUUUCAAAAAUGGAGAGAAUCGACAGUACAGCUGCAAUGGCUUCAUUAGCCUCAUAUGACGACAAAUCUGACAAAUCUGACGAUGAAGGCAUUGUAAACAUAGCAUCUGUUGACAAUAUUUCUGAUGAUGAAGAUGAAGAUUCAAGACCACCAUCACAACCUGUUACAACCCUAGAACUGGAAGAUGAAAACAGCAAAUCUGAAUCAACCCCACAGGCACAGGACACUGCACCAAAACCAAAACCACAUAGAAAAAUAACAAGACUGGUAUCUAAUUAUGGAUUAGAUGAAGAGGAAGGUGAUGAAGAUGAUAUGAGUAUAUCCUCUGAGGAGGAAGAAGAGGAAGAGGAGAGUUUGUAUGGACCAGAAAAGAGAGUGGAUAGAACUACAUCAUUGAAUGCUGAACAGGCCUCAUCACUAUCAAGAAGUAUGCUUAACAAGUCUUUUGAUGAAAUAGAGAUUCCACCAGCUCCACCUGGGAAAUGUCCAGCUAAAUUACAGGACAAAAUAUCUGGUUUGUUUGAAAAGAUGAGAAAAGGUUUAGAUAUGAAUGAUAAAAUACAAAGAAGGAAAGACUUCAGAAAUCCAAGUAUUUAUGAGAAGUUAAUAGAGUUUAUUGGAAUAGAUGAAAAGGGAUCAAAUUAUCCUGCUGAGGUAUUUGAUCCGCAUGCUUGGGGUAAAGAAUCGUUCUACGAUCAAUUAGACAAAGCUCAAAAAGUUGAAAUGGAGAAAAGAGAGAAAGAAAGAAAAGAUCGAACAAAGAUUGAAUUUGUAACCGGAACUAAAAGACCUACAUCUUCCACCGAUGUCACGUCAGGAGAUGAUAAAAAAAGAAAGACAAAGUGGGACAAUCAACCAACAUCAAAUGUGACUGGUUCCCGAGGAGGAUUACCUGGUGUUAUUAACCCUAAUGUGGUGUCAGGUUCUGCUUCAGGAACUAAAUCUACAGUUAUACCUGCAACAGGAAAUAUUACCAAAAAAACAAAAUGAUUUGUGAUCAGUGACAAGUUUAUGACUUAAAAAAUGUGAUUGAAAAAUCCACUAGUUGACAGUAUUUGAAAUUUUGGUAUGUGCCACAACUGUGGUUACCAAACUGCUACUGAAUAUGAACUUGAGCAGCAUAAAAGCUAAGAAAGAAAUACAUACAGGAAAUCAUUCACUCUUGUUAGUAAGAGUUAUCUCCCAUUUUUAUGGUAAUUACCAUAUUAAAGCAUGUACAUCAGUUUUUGACAUUUUAUAAUUUUCAAAUAUUUCUGUGAUUGAACUCCAUUAUCAUUUUGAAUUGUAUUAUGAAAUUACACAAGAAAUUAUUCUAUCCCCCUAAAAAUUACAAAUGAACAACAUAUCCUAGGUGAGAGACAACCCUUUAAAAUUCAGCAUGGGAGACAAUUAUGAAAUAGAUUGAAGUUUGAAUAUGCAUUUUGUUAUACUGUUAUUUUGAAAAACAAUAUAAAACAUUUACAAUUUUGUAUGAAACAUAUGCGUUUGUAUUCUAAUCAUAACAUUAAAAUUUCAUUUGUACAUUU
Molecule: messenger RNA, 1863 nt
Organism: Mytilus californianus (California mussel)
Lineage: Eukaryota; Metazoa; Mollusca; Bivalvia; Mytilida; Mytilidae
Product: SAP30-binding protein-like
Exons: 10
Coding region: 347-1327 (326 amino acids)
Biological process (GO): regulation of DNA-templated transcription
Cellular component (GO): nucleus
Source: RefSeq, a predicted model, not a curated record